This is a messenger RNA of Sarcophilus harrisii (Tasmanian devil), 3276 nucleotides long. Its product is annotated as mitochondrial uncoupling protein 3. Gene Ontology annotation, molecular function: oxidative phosphorylation uncoupler activity. The transcript has 7 exons. Lineage: Eukaryota; Metazoa; Chordata; Mammalia; Dasyuromorphia; Dasyuridae. The record is from RefSeq and is a predicted model, not a curated record. Gene Ontology annotation, cellular component: mitochondrial membrane. Gene Ontology annotation, biological process: mitochondrial transmembrane transport; mitochondrial transport; response to cold. Bases 1776 to 2711 code for a protein of 311 amino acids.
CCAGAGACCCCAAGAAAACCUCAACAGAGAACAUUACAUGUUCACGGUUUCUGGAAAUGGUUUUCAUCAACAAGGAGGAACUUGUGGCUGAGAUAGAAGUGAUGAUCACCUUGAGGGAAAGUGACUUUUUUUUUUUUUAAUUUGUGAUUGAUAGAGAAGAAAAUUACAUGUAUUCUGACAUGAACUUUAAUUUCUGAUAGAUUUCAAAAGGUUCAGAAGAAAAAUAGGUUGUGUCCCCUGGAUUAAAAUUCUACAUUGAAAUCUGCUUAGGGUAAAUUGUAUACUUUAGUAUAAAAUUCUGAAGACUGUAAGAAAUCAUUUGAAGAAGAAAAAGGAAGGUUGCCUAGAGAUUGAUUGGAGGCACAGGGAUUUAAUGGAUUAAAUUAGAUCCUUGAUAUUCAAGUCAUGUAAGGAAAUGAAAAGAGAUGAUUUUGAUUAUUCAAGUCACCAGGCCCAGAUGAACCAUAUUCCAGGUUACCAAAGGAUCUUACUGCCAAGCCAAUGCCAGUCAUCUUUGAUGAGGGAUUACAUGGUUCUGCUUGGUCACACAGCCACCAACCCAAGCCCCUGUCUCUUGUCUGUUCUUAGCCUGACUGACCACACUUUGUCUUCCAUAUCAUUCUAUUCAAACCUGUAAAGUUCUGUAGCCUCAUCUCCAUGAAGGCAGAAACCAAGCCUUACUUAAACCUAUGUAACUUCUCCAAAAUAUAUAGUACUAUCCUCUCUGUACAUUGUGCAAUAUCCAAGCUAAAAAAAACUUCUGAGGACAUCAACAUAUACCUGAAGCAUAAACCCCUUCUAUAGCAUCAUUGGCAAAUGGCCAUCCAAACAAGUCCUCCAGUGAUAAGCAGCUCACUACCCAGCAAAGCAGGAAGAAGGAAGAACCUAGGGAGUACGGGAUGGGUUAUUUGUACACAAACCUCAUCCUCCAGUAGACAGUAAGCUCAUUGAGAACAGAAGUUUGGUUUUCAUUCCUUUAUCCCCAGCGCUAAGAACAGAAGACUAAACAUAAUAGGUACUUAACUCAGUUAAUUACAUUUGACAAAUUGAAUUUGUUAAGUUAAAUUAAUUGAACACCAAAGUGAAUGCUCUGCCCUUCCGGACAAAAAAUUGAUUCUUCCCUGAUUGAGCCCCAAUCAUGCUGGUCCUUAGACAUUCAGAUAAUAAUGUCGAGCCCAAAUUCUAUUACUCUUUAGUUUAUAUUUUCUAUCACAGUUCUGUGAAGUAGCACAAGUAUGAUCAUCCCCAAUUUACCAAUUUAAAAACCUGUGCUAUAGAAAGUGACUUAUAUCCAAUCAUACAUAACUGUAUUUGAUGAACUUGAACCCAGGUCUCCCGAUCCCAAGCCCAAUGCUCUCUCCAUGAAUCAACAUGACCCCUGGUCCAUCUUCCCCACUCCACACUCUGCUCCCAUUCAGACAGGCACCCCCCGCCCCCAGCUCCUGGUGUCAAGAGCUCUGAAAUUCCCUGACCCUCCCCACUUGUUCCACCUCACUGCCUGUCAUCAGAUGAUUUCAGCUGUCACCUGUCUCUUGGAGGAUAAGGUUGCCAGAGUCUAUAAAUAUAGGCCCCGGCUCACCCACAGGCCCCCAGAGACGGGCAGAUGGCAAAGAGCGCAGAGCAGGGCACUGCUGCUGCUAACCCAGGAAACGGGGCCCCUCCACCCGUUCUGCUCCCAGCCUCCUUCAGACCCCCAAGGACGAAUCUGCUGAGCUGCCAGUCUCCUCUGAGUGCAUGGUGAGCACUUCCCCAGCCCAUUAGGAGCCUUUGGGACCAUGGUUGGUCUGAAGCCCACAGAUGUGCCUCCCACCACUGCGGUCAAAGUCCUGGGGGCAGGCACUGCUGCCUGCUUUGCUGACCUCCUCACCUUCCCAUUGGACACAGCCAAAGUUCGCCUCCAGAUCCAAGGAGAGUCCCAGGCUGAGCAGGCGAUUCAGAAUGUGCGCUACCGGGGAGUGCUGGGCACCCUCCUGACCAUGGCGAGGACCGAGGGCCCCACCAGCCUCUACAACGGCCUCGUGGCCGGGCUGCAGCGCCAAAUGAGCUUUGCCUCCAUCCGAAUCGGUCUCUAUGACUCCGUCAAGCAGUUCUACACCCCCAAGGGAGCAGAGAAUUCCAGCAUCAUGAUCCGGAUCCUGGCAGGAUGCACAACGGGGGCCAUGGCCGUGAGUUGUGCCCAACCCACAGAUGUGGUGAAGGUGCGUUUCCAAGCCAGUGUCCGAAUGGGACCAGGAAUCAGCAGAAAAUACAGCGGGACGAUGGAUGCCUACAGGACAAUUGCCAGGGAGGAAGGAAUCAGGGGCCUGUGGAAAGGAACUUUGCCCAAUAUCACCAGAAAUGCCAUUGUCAAUUGUGCGGAGAUGGUGACCUAUGACAUGAUAAAGGAGGCACUAAUAGACCACCACCUGAUGACUGACAACUUUCCCUGCCAUUUUGUCUCGGCCUUUGCAGCCGGCUUCUGUGCCACGGUGGUGGCUAACCCUGUGGACGUUGUGAAGACCCGGUACAUAAAUGCCCCUCCUGGCCGCUACAGCAGCACCCUGGACUGCAUGCUGAAGACUCUGCGGCUGGAAGGGCCCACAGCCUUCUACAAGGGAUUCACUCCCUCCUUUCUUCGUUUGGGAUCCUGGAAUGUAAUGAUGUUUGUGACAUAUGAGCAGUUGAAACGAGCCCUGAUGAAACUCCAAAUGUCCUGGGAAUCUUCAUUUUAACCAAAAAGGGAAAAUUACUGGAAUAUGGAAAUCAUAACAUGGAAACAUGCACACGACAUAUACACACACUCACAGAGACAUAAAUAUUUAUGUUGCUUGCUGCCAGACCUUAAGAAAUAUCCUUUUACAGACCGAAAAAUGGAAGAAGAAAAGAUAGACAAGAAAGAAGUUUCCAGCCUUGUAUACUCUAUCUUAAGAACAGCUUGUCAUGCAUUGACAAGACAAAAUCAUAAAUUAUAUUAAUUUCUGAAAUAUACCAAGGUUGAUGCCUAAUAUUUAGGCAAGAAAAGAUAAAUUCAAACAGAACCCUUUGGGAAAAUCAGACGGAAUGGUGGAUGUAUCUUGGACAUUGGUUUAGAAAAUUAAUUGAAAGCGGUUCAAGAGACCUUAAGCAAAGGAAGAAAUGAAUAGGUGUUUAAGUUUCUCCUCACUGGGGAAUCUAGGGUAUAGCUGGCAAUUUAUCAAAAUCACAGAUUCUCAGUGCUGGAAGAAAUGUCAUGUUGCAUCUAAUCUAACAUGUAACUGAAUGUUAAUCUUCUCAAUAAAGUCCUGGACAAGUUGCACA